Messenger RNA from Frankliniella occidentalis (western flower thrips), 2204 nucleotides. RefSeq names its product acyl-CoA Delta-9 desaturase-like. Lineage: Eukaryota; Metazoa; Arthropoda; Insecta; Thysanoptera; Thripidae. Gene Ontology annotation, cellular component: endoplasmic reticulum membrane. Gene Ontology annotation, molecular function: stearoyl-CoA 9-desaturase activity; iron ion binding. Gene Ontology annotation, biological process: unsaturated fatty acid biosynthetic process. The transcript has 3 exons. The annotation marks the transcript as partial. The record is from RefSeq and is a predicted model, not a curated record.
GUCGAGUCUGACCCCGUCGUGCAGUGGCACACCAGGAACUUCGGGGUGCUCAAAUUGAUCUUCUGCCUGGUGGUGCCCACACUCGUCCCCGUGCUUGGCUGGGGCGAGCCGUGGUACGUCGCGAUCCUGGGCUGCAUCUGUCGACUCGUCUACACCGUCAACUGUACUUGGCUGGUGAACAGCGCCGCCCACCUCUACGGCACCCACCCCUACGACAAACGCAUCAACCCGACUGAGAACGCCGUGGUGUCUGUCUUGGCCGUGGGCGAGGGCUGGCACAACUACCACCACAUCUUCCCCUGGGACUACAAAGCGGCCGAGCUCAAGUACCUCAACUUGACCACUCUCUUCCUGGACCAGUUCGCGCGCAUCGGCUGGGCCUACGACCUCAAGUCGGCGUCGCCCGACCUGGUGGCGAGGGUCGCGCUCCGUCACGGGGACGGCUCGCACUACAAGCACGGCGUCGAAGAACACCUGCAAGAGGUGCCGUACGACGAGUACCUGCGCAUCGCGAGGGAAAACGACGACUCGACGGGUGUCCGGGACCUGCACAACGCUGAGGACCCGACCAGGCAGCGGGGGGCGUCGUGGACGGGCCGUGAACGGUCCGGGACGGUCCAAGCCACACAGAGAAGCAUGAUGGAAAUGAUGCCACUUGGAUGUGGUUUGUGUGGGUCGGAAAGUGGAUGCUUUUUAUGUCGACGCCACUUAUUUAUUUAUCUGACACAAUGUUUCGAAACAUGUCACAAUAUUUGUUCGAGAAUCUGAAACAAUCAGAAACAAUCACUCACAAUCAUAAUCAAUCAUACACAAUCUGAAACUAUCACUCACAAUCAUAAUCAAUCAUACACAAUCUGAAACUAUCACUCAUAAUCGGAAACAUUCACACACAAUCAGAAACAAUCACAAACCAUCGGAAACAUCCACACAAAAUUGGAAACAAUCACUCAAAAUUUUAAACAAUCACAAAAUCGGACACAAACAUAACACUAUUUUUAAAAGUUUGUCUUAGUAUUGACCCAACAUUCUUAAACAGUCGCAGAGACAAUCAUCGACACAACCAUACACAAUCACAUUCAAUAUGCAACAAUGCUUGCCUAGACACAAUCAUGUGUACACUUUACUAAAAAUUACUCAAAAUGAGUCAAUAAGUUAGUUUUCUGAAAAAGGGGAAGGGGGGGGGGGGCAAUUUGGGCUAGGCGACAGGGAUAAGAAAUUAAGGUCGAGACUGAUGUACUCUUGACCAUGUUAAUUGGAUUUUCUUUCGUGGAUGUCAUAACACCACUGUUGACUUUUUGGCACCCGAGUCAAAUCAAAUUGUCAUCACACUUUUACUUGCCUGUGAAUCAAGUCCAUAUUAGCUCGUUUUACGUUUUAGCUCGUUUGCUACUGCCAGAGAUGACUGCAGCCGCAGAGGUCCAAUGUCGGACUUUUUGUCGAUCGCCGCAAAAUCGACGUUGAUUCUCAAAGUGGCAGCAGCUAGCCCGGUUAAAGGGGAAUGAAUAACCAUGUCACUGUUCGGCCGCGCCGACCGGCUCCCGGCCAGUCCCACGAGCCCAUGUCAAUGGCGAACCCAGAAAACUGUGGGAAUCGAGGGGGAAAAUAGCACUGAUUCACUCGACUGCCGAGCCGAAGUGCGCUGGGGAGGAAAACGAGUACAGUUUGUAUCGGGAAUCCUUUUUUUUCUCUCGGCUCAAACAUCAGCACUAAUCUCUCAUGCUGCCGUGAAGUCAUUUACAGUCCUUGGACUACGUAUUGAGUGUCACGGCUUGCCAAAACUUAUAGUGCGAAUAACGCCGUUCAAAAAAAACUAAUUAAAAAGCACCUUUCGGAUUUACUCAAAGAGUAGUAGCCUCCAAAUGAGGCAUUUUAUUGGAGUAAAGAAGAUCAGGAAGAACAUGCCAGAACAUCACAAGCCUUGAAUUUGUUUUUCAGAAAUCGUCUGCAAAAACAAUUGAAAAUUAGACAACUUCCGAAGAACAAUUGAAGCCUUGUGAUGUUCUGCCAGAUCUUCUUUACUCCAAUAAAAUACCUCAUCCACCACAACGUUACGUCAAUAACAAAAGCCCCUUAAAGACUUUCUGAAAGUGCUCGCCUUGGCCGAUUUAUGAUUUUGUUAUUAAGGGUACUUGCACUAAAAUGUUCCAAACUCAAGAACACACUUUUUUUUGUGAAUUUUGAAAUACAUCCUCUUGCCCAACUUA